Molecule: messenger RNA, 6843 nt
Organism: Trichobilharzia szidati
Lineage: Eukaryota; Metazoa; Platyhelminthes; Trematoda; Strigeidida; Schistosomatidae
Source: the annotation of a GenBank genome assembly
AUGACUAAGCAUAUUAGUCAAUUAGCAGUCUUGAGUGCGUCACCUGAAGGUCGACCGCACUACUUAAAGAAAGUUUUUGAUUCCUUUCUAAACAUCAUGUUAAGUAAAUCACCAACAUUUCAUAUUCAACGAAGUCAUAUCUAUGAACAUGAACGACAAGAUUAUCUACCUAUACAUAGUCAACACCAACAGCCUAAUCAUAAACACAAUAAUAAAAAUGACAAUUUCAUCACCAAACUAACCUCAAACUUUAAACACAAACAUAUCGGAUCUGAUUCAAAUAUGUUUCGAUCAGAAAUUAUAUUCAAUCCUAGAUUAGAUCUAUCCCAAAAGAAACAUUCCACUAGUACUGUUAAUAAUAAUAAUAACAAUAAUAUCAAUAGAUGUAGUAUGUCUCCAACAAAUUCAUGUUUUUCAGUCGCUUCCAUCGGUAAUCCUAUCGAAGAUUGUCAACAAAAAGUUUAUGAUGAUGUUGAUGACCAUGGCGAUGAUGAUGACGGUGGAGAUUACGAUAAUGAUGAUGAUGACGUGAAUGUCGCUGGUGAUGAUCCGGAUGCAGACGACGUUAAUGACUACACAGAUGAGGAUUACAGCCAAAAAGAUGAUGUGGAUGAGUUAUUCUUUAUUAUUCCAUCAACAAAAUCAAUAUCACCGCCUCAAAAUAUACCGUCAGUUAGUCAAUUAAAACAAACAAACACUUGUACAUUGAACACUGUCAAUAAUAAUAAUAAUAAAAAUUUGGUGAAUGAUUCACCGAAUAUACAAAAAUCCUCCUCCACAAGACUACCAAAUCUUAAAGAGAGGAUAACACAUACACAGAAUAUAUGGUGUUUACCAAAUGUUAGUAGGUCAGAGUCAGAGAAAUUAUUAAAAUUUGCUGAAAUUGGAAAUUUUAUUGUACGCGUAAAUCAACACAAUUCAAGUAUGGUGUUGACACGUGUUUGUCCACCAACCAGUGGAUUACGUACAUCGAAUAAAAUACGUGAACGCUUCAAUGGUUGUAGUCGUGGUGUCAGCAGUAACUCUCACAAUAUCGAUGAUAUUGAUAUCAAGAAGUUUCCUUUACCAAUCAAACAUAAUUUAAUUGAAAUACUUCCACAUGAUGGUUAUUGUUUAACUGGAGAUAAGAAAAUGCGAUUGAUAUUUAAAAGUUUAGUUCAUUUGAUUGAAUUCUAUUUACGUGUUGAAAUCAAAUCGUAUGGUUCAUUCCUCUGUUUACCAAUGGUGAUCGCUCAGGCUAAAACAAUAGAUGAACUUGAACAGUAUAAUAAACAGGGAAUGGAAUUUUGGAAAUCAAUCAAUAAUCAUUGGAAUAUUGAACAAUUUAAAGGUUUAAAUUCUCAACACUAUCAAAGCAAGAAGUUAUCGUUAAAAAAUCAAUUCAGUAAUAAUAAUAACAGUAACACUUCAAUGAAAACAUCAAUAUUAUGGAAUCAGAAAGACGGGGCUGGAGUAAAAUCCCCACCAGCAUCAGCUGUCGUCGAGUCAUCGACUUCAUCAUCAACCUCAGGAGCGCCAUCAACACAACAUCAACAUCAACAGCAUGAGGAAUAUCCCCGUUGGAGACAAAUGAUGAUGUUAAAUCCUGAUACCAAUGGUGGGGGGAAGUCAAUGCCACGUGUACGUCAAAGAGCAAGCUCUUUAAAUGACCGCCUAACAACACAAAAACAUUCUGAUUACAACAAAUUGAAACAACAUGAAAAUAAUAUUGAAAACAUUGAAAAAUAUUCAUUCAGUGGUAAAAACAAUCAAAAGUUAAAUCAUACAAGUACUUUGUUAGAAUCAAUGAAACAAAGACUGGAUCAUCGAAAUCAUAUGAAUAACACUCAUUAUCAUCACAAUAAUAACAACAGUAGCAGCAGUAGAAGUCAACUGAAUUUAGAUAAACAAAGUAUGACAGCUACAAUCACUGGCGCUGGAGCGAAUUUAACGAAAAUUAAAACAAAUGACCCGCCUGAUUCAUCCUCGUCAUCACAGCCUUCACAUCGAAUUCAUCAAAGUAGAAGUCAUCAAAAUGGAGUAUAUGAAGGAGCUGAAAGCGAAUUCUGGGAUAUUCUUCUGCAAGCAAAAUCAUCAAACCCUGUACAGACUAAUAAUGGAUCUCAUGCAGGAUGGCGUUCAUGGAAUACGAAUCAAUCAAUCAAACCUUCAAUUAAUCAGGCUCAUACACAACCUAAUGAGAUCACCAUUACUACAACUACUCUUACCACUAAUACUACUCUCAGCACUAUGACUGCUACUAAUACCAAUACUAAUACUAAUACUACUAAUCUCAGUAAUAAUCGAUUACAACAAAGGAAAGCUUCUACUCCACCCCAUUAUAUACACACCACAAUAUCAAAUCCAUUCAACCUUACCAAUAGCGCCAGUAGUAAAUAUCAUCAAGACAUUGGAGACUUCAUAUUUCCCCAUGAAGUGGUCAAUUCACAAGAGAAAAAACGUCAACUAAAACAUCAAAUCUCAUUACCAAGUGAAAAAUUACAACCAACAAUUGAUGCGUUGAAUAAAAGUUUAGCCAAUCAGAUGUUGCCUAUCAUUACCACCACAACCACCACCCAGUCAGCAACAACAGCAGCAACACCAACGUCUACUACACAAUCGUUACAUGUCAAUACCGGCGAUAAUAUCAUCACCUCCAAUAGUCAUAAUUGUAUUACUUCUAAUACAUCUGGCUUCAGUGCAGAUACUACUCACAAAAACAUUAACAGUAGUAUAAGUAGAGAUACGGGUUCAAAUAAAAAGCUGCCCGAUUACUUUACUCGAAUAAUUGACACUAGUAAUGGCAAGAAUAGUAAUAGUAAUAAUAAUAAUAAUGAGGAUGAUGGCGACAAUGACGUCAUCAGCUCAAAUCUUGUAUCGAAUCCAAUUUAUCUGGAUGAGUCAUUUAUCAUCAAUGACCAGCUAACAGUUGAUACUAAAUUUAGUCAUGAUGAUGAGAGUGGAGCAAAUUAUCAGAAUAAUGAAAUUACCCAGUGUUAUAUGGAUAAAACAUCGUCUGAUUAUGAUAUAAUUAUUGAUAAAAGUGAUGAUUAUAACCAAACAAGACGCUCAUUAAAGCUAAAUGAACUGAAGAAUGACAUAAUAACGCCUCAAACAGUUGGACAUGUGUUUGUUAUGAAGGCAAAAGCCUAUCCAAUAGAAGAUUACAGUUUUUUAUCUAACCUACCAGAUUGUUCUGAUGUUGGUGUUGUCGUUGACAAGUCGAUAAGGAAGACAACGCCGCCGCCACCGCCACUACCAGCAUCAUCAUCAUCCACAGGAGUGGGGACAAAAUCGCCAACAACGCCAUCAUCGACCAAUUGUCAUCAAGAGGCUGAUAAGAUUAAAACACUUGCUACUACUACUACUGCUACUGAUAUCACUCAUACUACUAACACUACUACUACUGAUAAUAAUAUCAGUAGUAUAUUUGAAUCCUCAAAUACAAUGAAUAAACCUAAAUUACGACGUGCCUACACAAGUAAAAAGUCAUCUAAACGAUUGCAACCUUAUAUGGAAUUACUCUCUGAUGAUAACAGCACAACGACGACAAACAGUCGUCGGCAUGGAUUACUAUUUCUCGGUGAAAGUUCAACAUGGUUACGUAAUAAUAUUUUACCUACAGAAGAGAUUGAUAAAAUCUUUUCUACCAAUGCAAUUAAACAAGCCAAUUCAACGAACUCUACUGGAAAUAUUCAUGGCACACAAACGACACAAAUUAAAAACUCUCCUACAUUGGCAAAUAACAUCAUUCAUACGGAUCGUUCACAUCUCCGCCGUCAUCUUCAGCAUUCAAACUCUGAUAGCUCAGAUAUUAAUGAGCCAUUUUUAGAUCAAUAUAAUUAUAAAAAGCACGAUUUCAAAAGUAGUGAUUAUCAAGCUGAUAAAAGAAGCUGUUGUUUUAAAAAUGAUCAUAAUUCGAAGGUAAACUAUUCUACAACAACAACAACAGAGACGACUGCAUUACUGGAAACCCCGAUAGAUUCCCUACCCGCUGAGGGCCCAACAGUCACUCUGCUCUCAGCCCCAAGAACACCACACUAUUCAGACAGUGAUUAUCAAAGUGAACAAGAUAUUGCCUGGACUAGAACUUUGCAUAGUCAACAAUCCUAUCCACCAACUCGACAGUCAGUACUACUGGAUCCUCAACAAACCAAAGGCGGAAAACUUGAAUCGAAUUCUUCAUCGCCUGCAGCUAGUAGUCGUGCAAGUACAGUGUUUUGUCCACCAUGGGACAGUGCUCCAAUUGGUCCAUAUCUUGCUGAUUUAUUAAAAUUAAAUCCACCAUUUUCAAAUCUUGAUGAAAACAAUCAAUCUUCAAGUGGCGAGCAGCAUCAUAUCCGAACCGACCACCCAUGUCAACAUCAAAAACAGCAAGCAUGCCAGCAGCAUCGUAGAGAGUCGUCAACAUUUAACCGACGUAAGACAUUCUCCAGCGUUGAACAUCAGCUGUGGGCUGAAAAAUUAGCCGCUGACUAUAAUAACUAUUGUUCUUCAUCAUGUUCGAUAACGUCAACACCACCGACAACUGGGGAUGUCAGCAAUAAUAUUAAUAAUAAUAACAGUAAUAAGCUGGACAUCCAUAAUCUGUUUUGGCUAUGGCAAGAGCAACAGCAACAACAACGACAAUCGCAGUCGAAUGAUGAAAAAUCGUCAUCCGCUUCAAUGGGAAAUAUUGAUUUAUUGAAGAAGCUACAAAAUGAUUUUAACACGGCGAUGAAUACAAGUCAUAAUGAAGGCGGCGAGAAACCGCCUCCACUGCCGGCAAGGAGUAAACGAAGUGUACCUAUCGGCAUGAAUCAUAUUAACAACAGUAAUAGUAAUAAUAAUAAUAUAGAUAACCCUUUGAAUUUAUCGAACAUUUCGAAAAAGAACAGUUCAGAUUUUAAAGGGUGUUCAUUGGAAGAUUUUACAGAUGAUAUAAGCCCAUAUGCUGUCACUGCAUGUCAUUCUUCAUCAAUGUGUAAUGAGGACAAUCAUAAAAAUAAUAUUGAUUCAAUGAUCUCAAUACCUGAGAGUACAGGUGAUCCAUACUCACUGAACAGUUUGAAACAGUAUACACCUGCAACACCGUUGAACAGCACUCAUCAUGAUAACGGUAACGGUACAGUUACGCCUGCCACUGCUACUACUACUACUACUACAACAAAGGCAUGGACUAAGACAACAGCGACCAACACUGGCAUUACUGCUAAUAAUAAUAAUGACAGUACUACUGUUGAAGAACUUCUACCCUAUGAUUAUUCUGCUUCAAAUAGAUCAACCCUUUUUGAUUUCUCUCAGACAUCAUUGAACAAUAACAGUAAUCCUUCAGAAUGUACAAAAAUGAACAAUAACAAUAAUAGUGGAAAUGAUAAUCGCGGUGAUAAAAAAUGGCCGGAUAAUUAUGUUUAUGCUCAAGUAUUACCAAAACAUUUACGUGAUAAUAACGAUAAAAAUCAAUAUGCUGAUUCAACUUCACUUGAUCUCUAUAGUACAAUGAAUACAUUUCAACCGGAUUCAUUUAAUACACUUGAUAAUUGUGAAUUAUUGAAUUUAAAACCAUUAGAAAAUUUAUCAUUGAACAAGCCUACGGAUUGUAUAGAAAGUUUUAUAAGUAAACAGUGUAUUGCCCCAUUGACAAGUGGUGAGGAAGAAUUAGAAGGAGAAGAAGAAGGAGAAGAGGCCUUACAGUCUUCACCAUCAACAAAUUCACUGGCUUCAGCCUGCUCCUCAACGAAUGCCUCCUCCUCCUCCUCUUCUUCUACUUCACCCUCUGCCUUAUCCUCCUCAACAACAUUCGAUUCAAAGACAUCUAUCUCAUCAUGGAAUUCCUCGGAAAUGUAUUCAUCACCAAUAAUUAGUAAAUCAUUCCUAGUGGGUCAACAAAAUCCUGUAUCAGUGACAAAAAGAAAUCGAUCCAUUCAAUCGAUUAGUGCAAAUCAUCGAUCGGGAGUAGAUAAUCAUCAUCAUCAUCACCAGCAGCAUCACCAACCAUCAGAACAACAACCUUCUCGUCAGUAUGGAAAGUCUUCAGAACAAAGAAGCAGUACAGAUAUAAUGAAUGAAUGUAAUGAAUUGCCGAAGAAAACUAAAAAAAUUGGUCGACAUAUCAGGAAAUUUUUUCAUAAAUUAAUGAUAACUGGAUCAAAUAAUCAUAUCGCUGAACAGAUCAAUUUAUUUGUAGAGUGUACAAAAGCUGGCAGUGAACGUGGACCUUAUCGUACAAUGCAAUCAAUUCGUCAAUUCAUCAAUGGCAUGACGAAUUAUUUACUCAAAAAUCCUGAACUUGGCUUACCUAAAGCUGUUGAACGAGAGAAAAAAGAGCUGAAUCAAUUUGGUUAUGUAAAUGUUGGUUUUCAUUUGGAAUCAGCGUUACAACGAUUUAUCCUUAAACCUUUACAUUCACAUGUUAUCAAAUUACUGAAACAAGAACAAGUGAAAAAUACCGACUUUACUAAUCUCUUGAUCAAAGUUCAAAUGUUAUGCGAUCCACAAACUCAUUCGUCUGAUCUUGGAAUACAGGCGUCCGUUGCACCGCCGAAAGAAUCCUUGAUACAAUAUGUUACCAGUGCAUAUUCACGUUUGGAGAACACCUAUUCAGUCAAUCGUAAGAUGAAUUACCUCGUCUGUAUAUUUAAUUCUAUACGAAAAAAUAUAUACAACGUAAAAUCUGAUCAAGAAGUUGAUGCCAACUCAUUGAAUACAGAAGAUCUAUAUGCUUACUAUGCAUGGGUGUUUGCUCGAUCUGGCCUACUACUCACCCCAUUAAUUUCAAAUGCCAGUGAACCAAAUCCACAUGGAAACACUUCAACACCGCCGUUAGAUCAACCAUCAGCAUCUAAAUCAAUCUUUCUUGAUUUGUCCAUCUGCACUACAAGCUGA